AUGGCUCAAACCCCCGCGACCGCGGGGUGGAGUGCUUUGACGAAACCCCGGAUACGGAGCGCAACUGCCAAUUCAAACCUACUGCGCAAGCGUGAUGGAGGAGCAAAAGUCGUGGUUCAAGAUGCCAAUAGUGUGCGCCCCAGCCUGGCAGUGGAUGGCAUACUGUAUUCAAUUCCUCGCCGACUCAAGCUUGUCAUCGUGAAGUGCCUUGAAGGAGCAUUCGACGGCGCCAAAGAACAACAAAAAGAAGACUUUCUCUCCAUACUGCCCAUCUUGCCUCUACAGACUAUUCCCACGUCCGAGGCCAUACAGGCUCUAUCCCUACAGACGACUCUCGCACCUGAGAUUCUUCGCUUUGAGGGACUGGUUUCGAAGUUGACCAAGGCAAUGGAUGAUAGACAUAUCGAUGCUGACAUGUUUCUUCUUUGUGCUUCCGUUAUCAGCAAAUCCAAGAGAACUUUCGUAUAUGUCCCCAUCGAUCUUUACCGACCUCACUUCCCUCUCUCCCUCCCAUAUCCCACUCACCUCUGGCCCCGCUCAUCCUCAUCCUCAUCCUCAUCCUCACCGCUUCACCAAUCAGAAAGCCUGUCCAUGUCUACAAUGGUAGUCUAUUAUCGACUCGUAAUGAGACCUCUGUUCAUCUUUAUCUCUGAUGACGCCACUCCGUCCAAGUUGAGGGAUUCAUGUUAA
This is a messenger RNA of Pseudocercospora fijiensis CIRAD86, 690 nucleotides long. RefSeq lists its product as uncharacterized. The record is from RefSeq and is a predicted model, not a curated record. NCBI's taxonomy places the organism in Eukaryota, Fungi, Ascomycota, Dothideomycetes, Mycosphaerellales, Mycosphaerellaceae. Bases 1 to 690 code for a protein of 229 amino acids. The transcript has 9 exons.